This is a messenger RNA of Cylindrotheca closterium, 873 nucleotides long. Lineage: Eukaryota; Bacillariophyta; Bacillariophyceae; Bacillariales; Bacillariaceae. The record is from the annotation of a GenBank genome assembly.
AUGUCAACGAAUACUAGAAGUAGAACUAUCAAUGAGACUCGAGAUAGACUCAACCAUAUGAAAGAGCUCGAAUGCUCUGCUUACAAACGGCCCUUACGUGUCAUAGAACCUUUCAAUGGACAAUGGAGAAAGUUGAUCAUCGAAUGGAUGUUCAGCAUUACUCACUAUUGUGGCCUUAGACAUGGCGCGGUGGCGGCCGCCGUCUACUACUUGGAUGCCUCGGUCGAAAAAGGUUUGAUCAAAAGUCGACAAGACUAUCAAGUAGCGGCCAUGACGGCCUUCCAUCUAGGUCUGAAAGUGUACGAUUCACCUUCCAUUCGCAUGAUACGUUUGGAGAGUCUUGUUAAGCUGGGAAGCGGCGGGUUUGGUGAAAAAGAAGUGCUGGAAAUGGAAGGGAAAAUGUUGUUUGCCUUGGAAUGGCGAAUGAACCCACCGACGGCAUCUUGCUUUCUCUCCCAAUACUUGGACCUGCUACCUACUCACAAUAUGCAGCCACACGUUCGAACAAAGAUUGAACUCACGGCUCUGCGCCUAAUUGAAAGAACCAUGUCGACUGAUUACUUUUCGCUCAUGGAAUCAUCAUUACUUGCUCAUGCUGCACUAUUACUUGCUCUGGACACGAUGCCUCCCAACAAAUUGGAUGUGGAGCUCGUGGGAAACUUUUUUAUCGAUUUGGCGCAAGUCACAUAUGUGGAACGGGACAGUCAUUCGCUGUGUCGGUCUAUUCUACUACUGGAUUGUAUUGCUAAUGGGCAACCCGUUCCAUGGCACGAAUUGGAUGAUUGCACUGGAAAGAAGGCAGGACAAACUAAGAGCUGGGAGCAAGCCUAUGCUGGACCACAACAUUCACCACGUGGAUAUGACUUGCAAUAG